Molecule: messenger RNA, 2433 nt
Organism: Pseudomassariella vexata
Lineage: Eukaryota; Fungi; Ascomycota; Sordariomycetes; Amphisphaeriales; Pseudomassariaceae
Product: fungal-specific transcription factor domain-containing protein
Exons: 6
Coding region: 107-2314 (735 amino acids)
Biological process (GO): DNA-templated transcription; regulation of DNA-templated transcription
Molecular function (GO): zinc ion binding; DNA-binding transcription factor activity, RNA polymerase II-specific; DNA binding
Source: RefSeq, a predicted model, not a curated record
CCAAGUUUCUGCUGUCGUCUGACCCCACAUAGUACUGGGUUCCUGCAUUCAGUCAUCGGAUGGUUGCAGUCCCAACUGUUCGACAUAAUCUCGAAGCAAAGAUAUUAUGAAUGCCGAAUCAGCGGGUGGUAAUGGUGGGGCAUCGCCGGCAGGCACUCGGCGAGCGUGCGACCAGUGUAGACUGAGAAAGAUCCGCUGUGACAAGGAAUCGCCGUGCGCCAAUUGCAAAAGUGCCAAACGUUCCUGUAGCUCACUCGGUCUGGGACAGAAGCCCAAGGAACCUGGGCAAAGGGUGCUCAUCUCUCGCCAAUAUGAGAGGAAGCUCGAUGAUAUGCAGGAGCGUUUAGCUGGCAUUGAGUCACUGCUCCGAAAUUUAUCUGUCCCAUCUGCAUCUUUCAACCCGAAAGUUUCGGGCCAGUCCUCUCACAGUUCAUCACACAGUGGACCACAGACGGGAAGCUCAGCGGACAAGGAGACCCCUUCGGCUUUUGAAGACAGUGUGUCUACCGCGCUCGACCCGGAGGAUGUGGAGCCCUUCGAAGGGGGCAGUUCACUGACUGCACAUGCCGCCUUCGCAUCUGAGUUCCUCGAGAAUGCAGUCCACGAUGUGACCACGUUCAGCGGGGGCAGUGACCGCAUGGAGGCGGCUCUGUCGAGUCUCCGGGCUAUGGUUCAGCUGCAGAAGAAUGCCAGGGCAACAGGUGGCGAUGAAGACCCUAAGGGAAACCAUAAAGGCAAUAUGAUUGGAAGGGGUCCGGGAGUCAAGUUGAAAGAUUUGCCCAUGCCUCCGAUGGACUUGGUGGUGGAGAAGUUGAGGCUGACCAAACGACGACCGGGGCCCAUGAUGCUCCUCGUCGUCACCUGCUUCACCGACAUCGACGCAUUCACGGACAAAUGCCGGCGCAUCUACUUCAGCACCGACGACCAUGACAUCCCCAUCUCGACCUUCAUCGUCGUAAACGCUGCCCUCAACUACCUCUUCUUCGAAAACGCCAUUACGAUUACGGCCAACUCGCCUGAGAAGACGCAGCUCGAGCAGUGCUGCGCCAUGUGCCAAGCCAACGUCGAGACCGCCCUCGCCCAGCUCCCUUUACUCAUGCCCGCCACCCUCGAAAACAUCGAGGCCCUCCUCAUGGGCGCCAGCUUUGCCAUCGACCUCAGCCGACCCAGUCUAGCUUGGCUGUUGACGAGUAGAGCAACGCAUAUGUGCCGCGCACUAGGUCUGCACCAGGAAAGUAGUGUCCGCAAUGACAGCCCCAGGGUAAGGUCCGACAAGGCGCUGUUGUUUUGGAGUACGUACAUGCUCGACAAGGGCCUUUCCCUCCGACUGGGCCGGGCAAGUAUCCUCCAGGACUACGAUAUUAGCCUCCCCAGCGUGCUGGAAAAAACGCACGGCAGCCUGACUCAGCCCUCAUCAGCGAUUCUGAGUCUGUGGAUCAAGCAUUCCGAGGUUCAGGGAAAUAUAUACCAGCGUCUUUACUCGCCCGGCGCGCUGCGGCAGACGGACGCCACUCGCAUGAAGCAGGUGGAAAUUCUCGUGAAUGACCUGAAAUUCUUACUCUCAGAAACGUUGAAGCUGUACGAUGAAGCGGCUAGGCAGGACGAUAAAGAGAGUCGGAUGUUUGUGCUGAUUCUGAAGAGCGAUCAGGUGUCGUAUUUUUCGAGUUUGGCGCUGGCGUAUAGGGCAAUUCCGAUUUCGCCAGGGGCGGGAACGGGGAGUAGGGCAUUUGCGGAUGAGUGUUUGGAUACGGCAAGGGCAGCUAUGAGGACUCAUCAGGAGGCCAUGAAUAUGAUGUCUGAUCCGAGUUUAACGGUGGUGUAUUUGCAUUGGACCAUCCUCUACGCACCCUUCAUCCCCUUCAUUGUGAUCUUCUGCCACGCUAUCGAAACCUCCAACGCUGACGACCUUCGCUGCCUUGAGCUCUUCGUCCAGUCCCUGCAGGGAUCAUCCCACAUAUCCCCCGCCAUCGACAAACUGCACCAGCUAUCCCGCAUGCUGUACAACGUCGCCCUCUUGUACGUCGAAGCCAAGGCCCAGCAGGCAAUGGAUCAGGCUAUGAUCCCUGUUGGAAACGAGUUUGAUAUGUAUCUUAGCCAGUUGGGGUUCAUACCUACGGAUGAGGGCAUGGGGACAGGGACGGGGGUGGCGGGGGGAGAGGGAGAGGAGAUAGGGUUCGGGGGUACGGGUGCAGGGACAGGUGGAGGGGGAAUGAUGCAGACUACUAAUCAGUUAGGGGAUUGGUUCUCCGGGAGUAAUUAUACUUUGGGGUUGGUGGAGGAGGAUUUGUCCAGUUUUAAUACUUCGGCUUGGUGAGUAGUUAAGACGAAGAGGGCACAGGGAAGGGAGCUUUGUAACAUAUUUGCGUGCUAGGGAGGCUUCCUGAUAGAUUAGAAUACACAGCGACAUACUUGUAAAAAAUACAAUACUAGGUU